AUUAAAAGAUUCCACGCUUUCGACAAUUCCGGACUUGAACAAGAUGAGUUUAAAGAUUGUCUCGAUAAUUUACUGGAUUGCAAAGAAGCCUACGAAGAUCACUACGUCUGAAUCUUAAGAUGGGAAAUAAAGUGGCAAUAUUUACGGAAGAACAGCUCGAAGAUUACCAAGAUUGCACAUUCUUUACACGCAAAGAAAUUUUGAGAAUUCAUAAAAGAUUUCGAGAGAUAGGCGGUCCUGGUGUUGUGCCUCAAACAAUGACUCCUCAUGAAGCUUCAAAUUUGCGAUUACCAUUAUCAUGCUUGGAAAAAAUACAUGAACUAAAGGAAAAUCCCUUCAGGGAGCGGAUAUCGGAAGUUUUUACACAGUGUAGAGAUCCAGGACAUUCAGCCGACGAGGGCAUCUGCUUCGAGGAAUUCCUGGAGAUGAUGUCUGUAUUUUCCGAUCAGGCACCACGAGACCUAAAAGUACAUUAUGCCUUUAAAAUUUACGAUUUCGAUAAUGAUGGAGUGCUGGGUUUGAAUGAUUUGGAACAAACCUGCACACAAUUGGUUCGAGGUGGAUUAAGUUCUGAAGAAAUAGAUAUGAUUUGUGAAAAAGUUAUUGAGGAAAGUGAUAUUGACAGUGACGGUGCCCUAUCUUUUUUGGAAUUUGAACACGUUGUGACCAGAGCAGCGGAUUUCCUCUCGACUUUCCAUUUGCGAAUAUAACUGCAUUAUUCAUAAAAUGUAAAGUGAAAAGGCGUCUUUUUCACUGAAUGUAAAAUUUAUUUUUUCUGUCGCAUCUAUUUCCUAAAUUAUUAUUUUGAAAAUUAGAGUUGGCAGAUGUUUUUAUUAUGAAACGUUUUCUAAAUGAGAACAUUUAAGAAUGUAUUCGACGAUUUUUAAACGAAAUUGAGUUUUCUUUAAAAGUCAUACUUUAUUGUUUUUUUUUUCACCUAUGCAAGUUGAA
Molecule: messenger RNA, 951 nt
Organism: Belonocnema kinseyi
Lineage: Eukaryota; Metazoa; Arthropoda; Insecta; Hymenoptera; Cynipidae
Gene: Cib2
Product: calcium and integrin-binding family member 3
Exons: 5
Coding region: 120-710 (196 amino acids)
Molecular function (GO): calcium ion binding
Source: RefSeq, a predicted model, not a curated record